AUGAGAAUUAUGAGCACAUCUUGUAUCUGCCCAGUCCUAGUUUGUCUCUGUUUUGUGCAGAGGUGUUAUGGAGCUGCUCAUCAUGGCUCCAUCAAGGUGACCAGAAAUCAAACCAAACACAUAGAAGGUGAAACAGAAGUGCACCAUCGUCCCAAGCGUGGAUGGGUAUGGAACCAGUUCUUUGUUUUAGAAGAACACCUGGGACCAGAUCCCCAGUACGUGGGAAAGCUACACUCCAAUUCUGACAAAGGUGAUGGAUCAGUCAAGUACAUCCUUACUGGAGAAGGGGCUGGAACUAUAUUUAUUAUUGAUGACACUACCGGAGACAUCCAUUCAACCAAAAGCCUAGAUCGAGAGCAGAAGACACACUAUGUGCUGCAUGCUCAGGCUAUUGACAGAUGGACGAACAAGCCACUCGAGCCUGAAUCUGAGUUCAUUAUCAAAGUGCAGGACAUCAACGAUAAUGCACCAAAAUUUACAGAUGGACCUUACAUUGUUACUGUGCCAGAGAUGUCUGAAAUGGGUACCUCUGUUCUACAGGUGACAGCUACAGAUGCAGAUGACCCUACCUAUGGGAACAGUGCCCGGGUGGUAUACAGUAUUCUUCAGGGACAGCCAUACUUCUCUGUUGACCCUAAAACAGGAGUCAUCAGGACCGCCUUGCAUAACAUGGACAGGGAAGCCAGAGAGCAUUAUUCCGUUGUCAUUCAAGCCAAAGAUAUGGCUGGGCAGGUCGGAGGGCUAUCAGGGUCAACAACUGUAAAUAUCACACUCACUGAUGUCAACGACAAUCCACCAAGGUUUCCUCAGAAACAUUAUCAGCUGUAUGUUCCUGAAUCAGCCCAAGUUGGAUCAGCAGUAGGCAAAAUCAAGGCAAAUGAUGCAGAUGCUGGCUCUAAUGCAGACAUGAAAUACACGAUCAUAAAUGGUGAUGGCUCUGGAGUGUUUUCCAUAUCCACUGACAAAGAGACACGGGAAGGAAUUAUUUCCCUGAAGAAGCCACUCAACUAUGAAAAAAAGAAAUCGUAUACACUUAAUAUAGAAGGAGCAAAUACACACCUUGAUUUCCGUUUUUCACAUUUGGGACCAUUUAAAGACGUAACAAUGUUGAAGAUCAUUGUUGGGGAUGUGGAUGAACCUCCACUAUUCUCUAUGCCUUCCUAUGUCAUGGAAGUUUAUGAAAAUGCGAAGAUUGGGACUGUUGUUGGUACAGUGGCAGCACAAGAUCCUGACAAUGCUAACAGCUUAGUAAGAUAUUUCAUUGACCAUAAUACAGAAGAAGAUAGGUAUUUCAUCAUUGAUGCUAACACUGGAACCAUUAAGACUGCCAAGAUCUUUGACAGAGAGGAAACGCCUUGGUACAACAUCACAGUUGCUGCUUCUGAGAUAGACAACCCUGGCCUGCUAAGCCAUGUUCCAGUUGAUAUUAGAAUCCUGGAUGUCAACGACAACCCUCCAGAGCUUGCCAGAGAAUAUGAUGUAGUUGUCUGUGAGAAUGCAAAGCCCGGGCAGGUCAUUCAGACUAUCAGUGCCACUGACAAAGAUAACUCUGCAAAUGGGCCAAGAUUCCAUUAUUCUCUUGAUGAAGGCCUUUCUUUGAAUCCCAACUUUACCCUAAGGGACAAUGAAGAUAACACAGCCAGUAUCCUGACCAGACGGAGGAGAUUCAGCCGAACUACUCAAGAUGUCUACUACCUCCCGAUUUUGAUUUCUGAUAGUGGAAUCCCUUCUCUCAGCAGCAGCAGCACCCUUAUGAUCAGGGUCUGUGCAUGUGAGAGAGAUGGGCGCGUUCGGACCUGCCAUGCCGAAGCUUUCCUUUCCUCAGCCGGUUUGAGCACAGGAGCCUUAAUUGCAAUUCUGCUCUGUGUCAUCAUUCUUCUGGCAAUUGUGGUCCUUUUCAUUACAUUAAGACGCAGCAAAAAGGAGCCCCUGAUCAUUUCCGAGGAGGAUGUUCGGGAAAACGUUGUCACGUAUGAUGACGAGGGUGGUGGAGAGGAGGAUACUGAAGCGUUUGACAUCACAGCCCUGCGGAACCCAUCAGCUGCUGAGGAGCUGAAGUAUCGGAGGGAUGUGCGUCCUGACGUGAAGCACGCACCUAGGCACCAGCCUUCUUCAAGCCUGAACAGUAUAGAUGUUCAUGAAUUUAUUAAACAAAGAUUGGCAGAGGCAGAUCUCGAUCCCAGUGUGCCUCCCUAUGACUCCAUACAAACAUAUGCGUAUGAGGGUCAUAGAUCAGAAGCCGGAUCCAUCAGCUCUCUGGAUUCAGUCACUACACACUCUGACCAGGAUUAUAAUUACCUUGGUGACUGGGGACCAGAGUUUAAGAAGUUAGCUGAACUCUAUGGAGAAAUAGAAUCAGAAAGAACAACUUAG
Molecule: messenger RNA, 2373 nt
Organism: Emys orbicularis (European pond turtle)
Lineage: Eukaryota; Metazoa; Chordata; Testudines; Emydidae
Gene: CDH18
Product: cadherin 18
Exons: 11
Coding region: 1-2373 (790 amino acids)
Biological process (GO): calcium-dependent cell-cell adhesion; cell-cell adhesion mediated by cadherin; adherens junction organization
Cellular component (GO): adherens junction; plasma membrane; catenin complex
Molecular function (GO): calcium ion binding; cadherin binding
Source: RefSeq, a predicted model, not a curated record